This is a messenger RNA of Rhinopithecus roxellana (golden snub-nosed monkey), 3240 nucleotides long. RefSeq names its product solute carrier family 25 member 53. NCBI's taxonomy places the organism in Eukaryota, Metazoa, Chordata, Mammalia, Primates, Cercopithecidae. The coding region runs from base 911 to 1924 and encodes 337 amino acids. The record is from RefSeq and is a predicted model, not a curated record. The transcript has 3 exons.
CCGGCCCCGAAGCUACUGCUAGCAAGAAGGGGGUGCGGGAGGGCGGGGGCUGCGGCAGACAGGCGCGGGAGCCGGCACGGCGUCAAGUGCAGCUCGGACGCACGGACUGGGCCCAUUUCCCUUUCAUCCCUGCCUGUUUUUUAAAAGCAACAUUAUUUCUACAGCCCUUUGUGACCCCAAAGAGGCCAGGCUCAGAGAAGUAAAAUGAUUUAUCUGAAAACACAAGGUGAAGCCAAAAUUUGAACCAAGUCUCUGAAUCCAGAACUCAUGCUAUUAACCAAAGUGUGAGUACAAGGUGGGCUGCCUCAGAACCAUUUUGGAGAGCUUGUUAUAAAUGUAGCUUAUUGGGCCUUACCCCUGGGGGAUUUUGAUGUAGUAGGACUAGAGGUGAAGAGUGUGAUUGUAGUUUUAACCAGCCCUGUAGUUGAUUCUGAGGUGUAGAGAGAUUCGUGAACCACUGUUCUAAACGCCACCAUGUGAUGCUGAAGGUUAUGAGUAAAUGGGCCUGUCAUCAGUGUAUCUGUCCAUGGCAUAUCUGUCAUGAAAUGUAACUCCACAGCACAGGUUCCUACCCGCGGUCCUUCCUGGAAUUGUAUGCAAAGAAUCUGGACUCCGUACAUUCUUCUGAGUCCACAGCUUUGCAGAUUUUCAAAUGGGUAUGUCAUAACAUCUUCCCUCUUCAAGCCAUGUUUGACGAAGAAGUGUGAGAAAUAAAACCCCAUUUAACCUAACGCCCAAACCACAGCUCUCUGUUGCUGAUAUAGCUCUUUCAUUUCCUGGCUCAAGGACAGGUUGCUAGGUUGCCCUUCUGUGAGCUCUUCAGGGGACUUCUCCUUUGCUGGAUUUGGCAUCACUGGCUCCAGAGAAGGAGCAACUCCAUGGAAACGGCAUGCAGGGUUGUCCAAAGUGAAUGGCCGUGAAGGCAGUGGCUGGAAAACCUGCUCCAUUUUUCCCUGACUCAGAGAGCAGUUUCUUCCAUCUGCACCCAGUUGUCUUCAGCAUGGGGGAGCAGAACGACUCUCCUGGGAAGGAGCUUCAGCACAGGACACGAGCAGAGGCUCCAGGAAAGAAAAGCUGGCAUUCCCAGGCCUACGCCCUUGGGGCCGUUUCCAAUUUUAUGUCUACUUUUCUGACCUUUCCUAUCUAUAAGGUUGUGUUCCGGCAACAGAUCCAUGCCAUGGCAGUGUCAGAGGCUGUGAGACAGCUUUGGCACGAAGGUCCUCAAUACUUCUACCGGGGAAUCUACCCUCCUCUUCUCUCCAAGACGUUGCAAGGGACUCUUCUGUUUGGGACUUAUGAUAGCCUGCUGUGCUUUCUCUCUCCUGUUGGGCCACACACCCUGGGACACCGCUGGGCUGCAGGGCUCAUGUCUGGCGUGGUGGAGGCUGUGGCACUCAGCCCCUUUGAAAGGGUGCAAAAUGUGCUCCAGGAUGGUCGCAAGCAAGCUCGCUUCCCCAGCACCUUCAGCAUUCUCAAGGAAUUCAACUCUUAUGGGCUUUGGGGGCGGCUGUCACUGGGUUACUAUCGUGGUUUCUGGCCUGUCCUGGCCAGGAACAGCCUGGGGAGUGCUCUAUAUUUUUCUUUCAAGGACCCCAUCCAGGACGGCCUGGCAGAGCAAGGCCUGCCCCAUUGGGUUCCUGCCUUGGUGUCUGGUAGUGUCAAUGGAACAAUCACCUGCCUAGUUCUGUAUCCUCUGAUUGUGCUGGUUGCUAAUAUGCAGUCCCAUAUUGGAUGGCAGAACAUGCCAAGCCUGUGGGCCUCUGCCCAGGAUGUGUGGAACACUCGGGGUCGAAAGCUGCUCCUGAUCUACCGUGGAGGCUCCCUGGUCAUCCUUAGGUCCAGUGUGACAUGGGGCCUCACUACGGCAAUCCAUGACUUCCUGCAGAGGAAGUCUCGCUCCAGGAAAGAGCUGAAGACUGACUAGCUGCAGAAAGGGUGGCCAUGGCAGCUUUGUUAUUCUAAAUCUUCCCUGGUUGGUUCUAUAUAGCUUACUUCUUUGGCUCAGUUGCCUAAUACAGCCAUCCUUUAGCAUCUGUAAACUCAUUGCAUGGGAGAAGUUCCCAACUACCAACCUGUUGAGCAAGGACAAAGCCCAACAGGAUUCCUUAGUCAAAAAGAAACGUUUGCCCCAGUCUCUCCACAGCUUCAGUAGCCUCAGCGCCAGGAAGCCUUUAAAUAACGUGUAACCCAGAUUAAGUGUCAUUCCUUUAAGGAAUUCCUUGGCAAUAAGUGGAAACUUUAAAAGAUGACCUUACUUAGGCACUUUGAGCUUUGGGGCCCCUCUAGGUGUCCUCCAGACCAAACUGAGUGGAACUCCAAUUUCAAAGAACUAUGCUUGACUCUUAGGAUGGGAAUUCCAUAAAACUUCUCAGAUGGCUACAUUUUCAUGACAUUGUUCACUGCCUCUACCACCACCUCUCACUUCUCAAGGCUGUGGGUCCUACUUUCAGGGUAGCAGCUGUGACUAGAAAUCCCAAAUUAGGCUUGCGUGAACUCAUCAGGUGCCAUAAGAACUAGUGGGGCUGGAGAUGGGAGUGCGAAGAAGUGUGGCCCAUGGAUGGAAAGGAUAAAACUUUGAAAGAAGAGAUUUAAUUACAUGCAAAAUAGAAACAUUUGCUAUAGUCUGCUUGGUGUUAUCUGCUAGGACAUUUCUGAGAGCAAGGUGAUAACAUUGCCUAGAAACCAUUUGAGUUUCCCUAGAAAACCUGGAAGUGAAGUAAGUGACCAUACCUUUUCACAGAUAAUUGCAUAUUUUGUUGAUGUGGUUAAUGUAGUUACUAUGACAUAAAGAUCACAAAUCUUAGCCUGUCAUUCACAGCCUUUCAAAAUAUGGUCCUUAUAUAACUUUCAACAUAUUGUCACUCCACUUACAUAAACCCCAAACACUAGCCAUAAUGAACUCUUGUUCUCUCCCCAGACAUUCCAUGAACUUUCCCAUGGCCAUACUUUGGCCCAUACUAUUCUUUCCACCUGCAGUACUCCUUCUUCACAUGCCAGUCUACCAAAAUCCUUCCAGCUCCUCAAAGCCCAGGUCAGAGGUCACCUUCUCUACGGAGCCUCUUGAUUUCCCCCAAUUGAAUGUGACAUUAGUCUCUGUGACAUUUGUCUCUUUAACAUUUGUCUCUGUGAUGCCCCUUUCUUUUUCUUUUCUUUCUUUCUCUUUUUUUUUUUUUGAGACCGAGUUUCGCUCUUGUUGCCCAGGCUGGAGUGCCAAUGGCAUGAUCUCGGCUCAUGUAACCU